Spodoptera frugiperda (fall armyworm) is the source of this 3101-nucleotide messenger RNA. RefSeq names its product membrane alanyl aminopeptidase. NCBI's taxonomy places the organism in Eukaryota, Metazoa, Arthropoda, Insecta, Lepidoptera, Noctuidae. Gene Ontology annotation, cellular component: cytoplasm. Gene Ontology annotation, biological process: peptide catabolic process; proteolysis. The transcript is spliced from 16 exons. Gene Ontology annotation, molecular function: zinc ion binding; peptide binding; metalloaminopeptidase activity. The coding region runs from base 163 to 3033 and encodes 956 amino acids. The record is from RefSeq and is a predicted model, not a curated record.
CCAAAAUUUGUGAUAGUUUAUCUAAGAAUCGACCAUUAACGCGUGAGUAUUUGGAUAACGCCAUUUAUCGGCCUCAAAUAAUCAAGAUUUUAUUGGCCUAAUCGAUUUCAGUGUGGCGUUUUAUCACAUUUGGCAUUGUUCAGGACAUUGUCGACAUCAGAAAUGUCCAAACUACUUUUCGUGGCCUUGAGCUUCGGGCUCUUGGCACUGGCUGUGGGUGACCAACCGCUCUCAUCGUACAGAGAGUUCGAAGAAAUCGAAUAUGAAGAAGUUCCCGCCACGAGAAACGAUGAACGCGCUUACAGGCUCCCCACGACCGUAGAGCCUUUGGAUUACGAUAUUUACCUCGAUCUAUUCUUCGGCGAAAGAGCUGAUAGACCCUUCAGCUAUGAUGGGUCAGUUGACAUUGUCAUCCAGGCCAAAGUUGAGAACGUCAGACAAAUUGUAUUACAUGCCAACGUGGAUACAAUUCGUGACGUAAAACUUAAAAACCUUGCUGGAGAAGAAGUUAAUUUGAACAGCCAAAAUCCACAUGAAACCGAAGCUUUAUACCAUUUUUUGAAAGUCAAUGUAGAAAAUCCUUUGACUCCUAAUGUGAAUUACACUUUGCACAUCGAAUAUUCAAGUACAAUGAAUGAAGGACCUAUGAAGAGAGGUAUUUGGAGAGGAUGGUACACUGAUGAAAAUAACGUGGAAAGGAUCUACGCCACGACGCACUUCCAACCAUACAACGCAAGGCAAGCCUUCCCAUGCUGGGACGAGCCCUUAUUUAAAGCUGUAUUCAAAGUGCACAUUUCAAGACCAUCUGGUUACAACGGCAUUUUCUCCAAUACUCGUAAUACUGGUUAUGAAACAUUACCCAACGACCGUGUUAGAACUGACUUCGCUGCCACACCUGUGAUGUCAUCGUACCUCGUGACAUUCCUCGUCAGUGAGACAUUCACAGUGAUCGCCGAAGACACGUCCUUCAAUCCACCAAUCAGGAUCAUCGGUAGAUCCAACACUGUCGGUCUUGCUGACCACGUUUUGGAACUAGCCGUCAAAAUGACAGAAUACUUCAGCAAUUACUUCGGUAUCCCAUACGAAAAACUCCAUCCUAAUUUGUUGAAUGACCACGUUUCAUCUCCUGACUGGGCUUCUGCUGGUACUGAGAACUGGGGUAUGGUGAGCUACAGAGAACUGUACAUGAUUAUUGAUAAGAAUGAGACAAUCAUGUCGAACGAGCACUACGCUGCCACCCUCGUCUCUCAUGAGCUCGCCCACAAGUGGUUUGGUAACCUGAUCACGUGCUACUGGUGGAGUAACACUUGGAUCAACGAGGGAUAUGCCAGUUAUUUCGGCUACAUGGCGACACAUGCUAUGUUCCCUGAAUAUGAGUUCCCUGAUCACUUCAACAGUCGUUACCUUCAAACAUCUCUGGCUUUCGACUCAAGUAUAAGUACGGUGCCCCUCAACCAUGAAGUGAACACCCCUCUUCAAGUAACCGGACAUUUUGGCACCAUCAGCUACUCCAAGGCCGCCUCCUUCCUCAGAAUGACAGCAAAUAUCAUGACAUUGGAAACUUUCCAAAAAUCUUGCAAACUCUUCUUGUUAGCCAACUUUUACAAACCUACUAAUCAGUUUGAUCUCUUGCAAGCUAUGAACGAAGCUAUUGUCGAGGACAAUAGCUUGGCAAACUACCCUGGAUUCGAUUUUGGAGAAUACUAUAAAAUCUGGGUCAAUGAACCCGGGUAUCCCAUUUUGACUGUUGAUAUUAAUUACGAAACGGGACAGAUGGAACUUAAGCAGGAAAGAUUCUUCUUGAACCCGGAUCAGAAAACAACUGACCAGGUGUAUCCUAUUCCAAUAACUUACACAACAAGCACAAAUGCUGACUUCUCCAACUUGAGACCUUCACAAAUGAUGACUACCGCCAGCACCACCAUUGAAAAACCCGCUGGAGAAGAAUGGGUCAUAUUCAACAUCCAACAACAAGGUCACUACAGAGUUAACUAUAAUCAUAGGAAUUGGGAAUUGAUCAGUGAUGCUCUACUUAACCAGCCAGAUAGUAUUCACUACUUGAACAGAGCCCAGAUUGUAGACGACGUGUUCGCUUUGAUGAGGUCCGAGAGGAUGACCAUAGAGUUUGCCCUGCACAUCUUGAAGUUCUUGGCUAAGGAAACUAACCACCAUGUUUGGGAUCCUGCCAUCAGCGGUUUCAAUUGGUUGAGAGCCAGGAUCAGGCACUUACCUGAGAAGCAAGCCGAGUUUGAUGCCCACGUCCUAUCUCUAAUGGAGCAUGCCAUCACGACUUUAGGAUUUGAACCUAAAGAAGGCGAAACUCCCACCGUCACCAUGGCUAGGCAGAGCAUACUCCACUUCGCUUGCUUACUGGGCCAUGAAAAGUGCGUCCAGGAAUCUUGGGACCGAUUUUAUGACUGGAGAGUCAAUGGAAAUUCUGUCAAUUCUCGCGUUCGCCGCAACGUCUAUGUGACAGGAAUGAGGGAAGGAGACGGGGAAGACUUCAACUUCUUGCUAGCAAAAUUCAGAGCAUCAAACUAUGCUAACGAUCAACUAGAGAUGCUGAGAGGAAUGGGUGCUACAAAGGACCCUGAAUUAUUGACCAGAUAUUUACAACUAACACUCAGCAAGGAAGUAAGGUCCCAUGACAAACUGAAUUCAUUCAACUACGCCCUGCUAGGAAACCAGGAGAAUUACAAGACUGUGAUGCAAUUUGUUAAGGACAAUAUCAACGAAAUACGAACUGCGUACGUCGAAGACUCCCCAGCACGACCAGUGCACAGCGCAUUGUCCAACCUUGCUGGCUACAUGGAUGAAUCUGCAUUAGAAGAUUAUGAAGCAUGGUUAGAUACGCAGUCAGAUCUCCCUCAGCUCGCAACGGCCAAGGGUUCUAUUACUUCUGCUCGUAACAACAUAUCUUGGGGCACAGCAAAUGUUGACAAAAUCCUCGCUGCCAUUAGGAGUAGUGCAACGAAGACUGUGACGUCAUUGUUCAUGUUAGUCGCCAUGACAGUCCUUCUACAGGUUGUUUAGAAAUAUAAGAUUUAAACAGAAAUUGUUCUACAAUUUUGUUUUUUUAAAUAAAUUCGUUUUUAUUGAUA